This is a messenger RNA of Aspergillus pseudotamarii, 2016 nucleotides long. RefSeq names its product F-box protein. The record is from RefSeq and is a predicted model, not a curated record. NCBI's taxonomy places the organism in Eukaryota, Fungi, Ascomycota, Eurotiomycetes, Eurotiales, Aspergillaceae. Bases 1 to 2016 code for a protein of 671 amino acids. The transcript is spliced from 2 exons.
AUGGCGGGGCUGCCUAGCUUCCCAAAUCCGAAUCAGAUCUUGGAGCCUCUAUCCCAGUCCAUUGAAAGGGAGCUGCGCAUGCAGCUUCCGCGGCUGCAGGUAAAGGGGGCCAAAACCGCCUGCUCACCAAUCCAGGAAGUAGAGCCCAGUACAGAAAAGGAAGCCAUUCAACGUCCCGAGGUGGAGGCCUCACGACGCGAACAAUCACCGGAUCAGGUUAUCUUCAAGGAGAAAUUUUUUGUGUCUUCUAGCAAGAUAACUGUUUCCGUCUCUAGUAAUGUGUCCCACCAAAUGGAUAUAGCGGAGCUCCCAGAGAUGGUCUAUGAGCUCGACGGUGGCGCCCCGGAAUCCCAAAGGAAGCCUACGAUCUCAGAUUAUCUGCCUACCUUACACAUGCCUGGGGACCUCCCUGACAAGGUUGUCCUUGCCUUUUUACGCCAAGUUUGCUCGCUUGACGAUCUUUUUCGUCUUGCAGUCGUUUCUAGACAGUUCUAUCGUGUUUUUAAAGAGCAUGAAUUAGAUCUUAUCAAAGGCGCUGUCUUCACAAUGUCCCCUCCUGCAUGGGAGCUGCGCGAAAUGAGCCCGCCAUGGAGUACCGAAUGGCAGAUUCUAGUGGACCCCGACACCCCAGUCCCAGAAUACACCCCUUCUCUAUACCUUCAACGCUAUGCUCAAGACAUCUAUACGCUUGCUCAGCUCAAAUUGCUCAUUUUAACUCGAUGCGAGACGUUUCUGCGUCAGGAGACGAUUCGCGGUCUUGCAGGCAAGGACGAUGCCUGCGCUAAGGAGAUUGAUGAUGCCCUUUGGAGAAUCUGGACGUUUUGCCGUAUUUUUGGUAGCGGGAAGAGUCGAGAGGGUGAUGUUGUUGGUCAGGUGGACUGGCUGAAUGGGGGUGCUAUGGCUGUGAGCGAUCGCAAACACGGGGCUACGGCGUCGGUUACCGAGCCAUUUGGCAUGUAUGAUAUUCUGUUCGAACCUCCGACAGGGUUUGGGCAUGGGAACAAAGGCGGAUUAUCAAACGAUCAACUGUACUAUAUGAUUGAGAUGUGGACCUGCUUGGGCGUGCUGCUUCAGCCAAUUCAUGGCAGAUGCAAAGAAGCACGUGAAGCAGGCAUAUUCGCCGGUCAUCAAGUAACGGAACAUGACAAUGUUAGGGCGGCAGCUAUGUUAGAGGAAUGGACAUACUAUGUCCUCACACUUGGUCCUUCAGCAGUUCUGAAUAUGGCCUCGGUCGGCCCCGGAGGUUGCGCCGCAACCUUGAGAAGAGCCCAGUCUAUCGGUUUGACCAAGUGGGAGUAUUCCGAGUCUGGAGUUAGCCGCUCGUCCUUUCUCAAAGAAGCGGUUUCGAAAGCAUAUAAGUCACGGUGUGAGAGUCCGUGUCAAUGGUCUCCACGAACGUCAGAGGACGGUUCAUCUUCUUCUAGCGAUACCAGCACCCCGUCGAGUGCCAAUUCAAGAGCAACCCAGAUUCAACUAGAGAAUGAACGUCGGAGACAGGCAGCCUACGCUGACCAGUUACGAAACCAACGGAGACGGCCACCGAACGCAGGCCCCCACUCGUUUUCAGACGAACGCCCCAUCUCGAAAUACUCAUUUAUUAUGAGCCGCCUUGAAGGUGUCCCAUACGAGCAACGUCCGCCAAUGCCUACACCGCCAACGAUGACCUCUUACGGUGCUUAUUGUGGUCCGCCGACCAGCCAAUAUCCAGUCAAGUCCCGACCGCCGCAGCUUGCCACGCACCCACAACCGCAGGUCCGCGAUCCUGUAGAUCAGGCUAUCGACAUGAUGGUCCGCGAACUGGGUUUCCAAGAACAAGACGCCAAAUGGGCGCUGAAAGUCACAGAUAGCGGAGAAGGGAUCAACGUGAAUGCUGCAGUAUCUCUACUUAUCAGGGAGCACCAGAAUUACCAACGCAACAACAAUGUUGUUUCUAUGCGAGCAUAUCGCAGCAACAGUCUCUUAUCUUCGGUCAUCGCUAGCCCAGAAUCCAUGAGUUCUGUCUGGAGAUGGGCCUGA